This is a messenger RNA of Paramecium tetraurelia, 720 nucleotides long. RefSeq lists its product as uncharacterized. The transcript has 4 exons. The record is from RefSeq and is a predicted model, not a curated record. Gene Ontology annotation, cellular component: cytoplasm. Lineage: Eukaryota; Ciliophora; Oligohymenophorea; Peniculida; Parameciidae.
AUGGAUAAGAGAUUCAAACAUACACUUGUGGCAUUUAAAAUAUGUCCUUAUUGCAUGAAAGUGCUUACAAUAAUGUGUCAUAAAAAUAUAAAAUUUGAAAUCAAGUUUAUUGAAAUGUCCAAUAAACCUGAUUGGUUUCUUAAAUUGAGUCCUCUAGAAAGAGUACCUAUUUUAAUCAUUGGUGAAGAAGUUGUUUUAUUUGAGUCAGCAGCAAUUAUGGAAUACAUUGAUGAGAUCACACCACCUAAAUUAAUGUCAGAGGACCCUAUGCAAAAAGCAUUAGACAGAGCUAAGUUUGAGUAUUCAAAUGAGAUUAUCAAAAAUCUCUACCAAUUCAUCUUUUGUUUAGAACAAGAAAAAUUUAUCAAGCUCAAAGAAUGGCUAAUAAAACAUUUCAAGCAAAUGGAUGACUGGCUAAAAGAUAAAAAAUACAUGAAUGGAACUGAACUCUCUUUAGUCGAUUUUAAUUUUGUACCAGUUUUUGUAGUAUUAAAUAUGCUGAAACCCAUCUUACCAUGUGAUAUGUUGAAGGAUUACAAAAGAUUAUAAAAUUAUGGUGACUCUUUAACAUCCAUGUCAUGCUCAAAAACCGGUCGAGUGCCAGAUUAUGAAUUUUUGAUGAUGGAUGGAAUCAAAAAUAAAAAUACUGUACUAUUUAGAUCUAACCCAUGCUAUUUUAAUGGUCCUAAGCCCUCACGCUGUUGUUUCUUUGGCAAAUGA